Molecule: messenger RNA, 1721 nt
Organism: Rhododendron vialii
Lineage: Eukaryota; Viridiplantae; Streptophyta; Magnoliopsida; Ericales; Ericaceae
Product: zinc finger protein ZAT9-like
Exons: 1
Coding region: 336-1481 (381 amino acids)
Biological process (GO): regulation of DNA-templated transcription
Source: RefSeq, a predicted model, not a curated record
CAUGUCCCUCUUUCUCCCUUCAUGCAUAACCUUUACUUAAAUUUUUAUUUAUUACCUUUUGCCGUUUUCAAAAGCGAAACCAUUUGACCGAAUUGCCCCAAAGGAAAAAAAUCACAUCGAAAUGAAAUCCAAUUACAAAUUCCAGCAAUUCCCCUCUGAAUUACUCCACAUAUUCUUGUAUAUAUUACACACCUCCUUGGUGGAGCAAUGCUUGUCACCUACUCUUACUUCCACACACUCUCUCUCUUUAGAAGCCUCUCCAACACACAAAGCUCUCACGAGCCUAGUUUAGAGAGAGAGAGAGAGAGAGAGAGAGAGAGAGAGAGAGAGAGUCAAUGGAGAAACACAAGUGUAAGCUUUGUUUCAAGAGCUUUGCUAAUGGCAGAGCUUUAGGCGGUCACAUGAGAUCUCACGUUAUGAAUCUCUACUCCCCACCCAAAUCAGACCACCACCACCACCACCACCAACAACCCAAUUUUGAUCAUCAAUUUGGGGCAGAGAACGAUUCAGCUCCAUCGCCAUCUUCGUCAUCCUCAUCUUCAGGAGAAGAAAACGAAGAGAGAGAGUUACUGUCCUACGGGUUGAGAGAGAAUCCAAAGAAGAGCGUUAAAUUGGCAAGCCCCGAAUUCUCAUUUGCUGGGUCUGUGGUUGUCAUUCAGGACAGAGAAAGCGAGACCGAGUCCUCGAAAAACCCGACCCGGAGACGGUCGAAGCGGAUUCGAAAACUGGGAAAUUCAGAUCACCACCACCACCACCACCACCACCUCUACCAAUGUCACGGCGGAAAACCCGGGAAAAAGCCCAAAUUGGGGAAAUCGAGUUCAUGGGCCGCCGAACAGGAGCCCAUGAGCUCGAUUUCCGACACCUCCCCUGAAGAGGACGUUGCUUAUUGUCUGAUGAUGCUGUCCAGAGACAACUGGAUGAGAGAGAAAAUCGAACGUGAAGGCGACGAGGAAGACGAAGAAGAAGACGAUGGUGAUGAUCAGAGCGAUACUUACGAGUUUUUCAAGCCCAUUAGUAGUAACAAAAAUCAAAGGGGUAAAGGGAAGUACAAAUGCGAGACUUGUUUCAAGGUGUUCAAAUCGUACCAAGCGCUUGGUGGGCACAGAGCGAGUCACAAGAAGGCCAAGGUAAAUAGUUCUCAUAAUUGCAGUUCGGCCCGUGAGGAAUCUGAAGUUGAGUUAAGAAAUGGGGGAAAUUGUGAGGAGAAAAUCCACGAGUGUCCUGUUUGUUUCAGAGUCUUCGCAUCUGGACAGGCUUUGGGUGGGCAUAAGAGAUCACAUGUUAUUGGGUCGCAAUCCACUACAGCAACAACAGCAGCAGCUUUAGCUAAAGCUAAAUCUCCGUUGAAGUUUGGUGAGAGCUUUAUAGAUCUUAAUCUUCCGGCUCCGAUUGACGACGACGACGAUGAUUGUGGUGACGAGGUUAGUCAAAUCGAGCUCUCGGCUGUUUCUGAUGCGGAAUUUGUCAAAACUAAUUAAAGUUUUGAGCAAGUAGAGUUUGAAGAAUCUGCAUGAAUGAAUUGAUUGAUUUGGGUCAAAUGGGUUUCAAUUUUUUAUGUUGGUAAUUCGGAUUCGUAAUCUUGACCGUCAUCGAUUCCGUUUUGAUUGUGGUUUUGUCGUUGUAACAGUUGAUUUAAGAGCAUCCAUUAAUUAAUGGAGGAACCAGAAGAGUUUUACUAUUUGAUUUCGUAAAUCUAAUCAAUGCAUAUAUCAAAGAAA